AAGCACUUCCGGGAUAGAUCUUUCGUGGCGUGGAGGCCAAUCUCACACCCUCCCACCCCCGCCAACGUGUGCGGCAACCUAGUUCUAUACUGACUGAGAUCCGGCUGGAGACCAAGUCGCACGAGAGAAUGGUUCCUAGGCGCAUCAGUUUUCCUGUAAAAGGGCUUAUAUUCCACGUCCCAGUGCAAUACAUAGAACAUAACCUUUAAAAGCAGCUCUUUUUAUAUUAUCUUUAAGUUCUUACUGCUUUAUAUAUUAAUCUGAACCUAAUCAGUGAUUUUCCCAGGAGCGCUAUACUUUUAAGUAAAAAAUGAAAAUACCUGUAUGAACUAGUAUCGACUAGUAUAUACAUUUGCGGAGAAUUACGUAAUCAGGCCAAAAACCAGCGUGCCAAAGCGUUUCCCCAGGGCUCUCUCCGGACUCUCAAGCCCUGCAUAAAGGAGUCUGUCUGAGCCCAAUCUACUUCCGGUGGGGAAGGGAAAGGGAAGACACCACCGGAAGCAAGGAAGGUGCUGUGUAAUCAUUAAGGAGCGGAGGCUUUUGGAGCUGCUAAAAUGCCGGAUUACCUCGGUGCCGAUCAGCGGAAGACCAAAGAGGAUGAGAAGGACGACAAGCCCAUCCGAGCUCUGGAUGAGGGGGAUAUUGCCUUGUUGAAAACUUAUGGUCAGAGCACUUACUCUAGGCAGAUCAAGCAAGUUGAAGAUGACAUUCAGCAACUUCUCAAGAAAAUUAAUGAGCUCACUGGUAUUAAAGAAUCUGACACUGGCCUGGCCCCACCAGCACUCUGGGAUUUGGCUGCAGAUAAGCAGACACUCCAGAGUGAACAGCCUUUACAGGUUGCCAGGUGUACAAAGAUAAUCAAUGCUGAUUCGGAGGACCCAAAAUACAUUAUCAAUGUAAAGCAGUUUGCCAAGUUUGUGGUGGACCUUAGUGAUCAGGUGGCACCUACUGACAUUGAAGAAGGGAUGAGAGUGGGUGUGGAUAGAAAUAAAUAUCAAAUUCACAUUCCAUUGCCUCCUAAGAUUGACCCAACAGUUACCAUGAUGCAGGUGGAAGAGAAACCUGAUGUCACAUACAGUGAUGUUGGUGGCUGUAAGGAACAGAUUGAGAAACUGCGAGAAGUAGUUGAAACCCCAUUACUUCAUCCAGAGAGGUUUGUGAACCUUGGCAUUGAGCCUCCCAAGGGCGUGCUGCUCUUUGGUCCACCCGGUACAGGCAAGACACUCUGUGCACGGGCAGUUGCUAAUCGGACUGAUGCGUGCUUCAUUCGAGUUAUUGGAUCUGAGCUUGUACAGAAAUACGUCGGUGAGGGGGCUCGAAUGGUUCGUGAACUCUUUGAAAUGGCCAGAACAAAAAAAGCCUGCCUUAUCUUCUUUGAUGAAAUUGAUGCUAUUGGAGGGGCUCGUUUUGAUGAUGGUGCUGGAGGUGACAAUGAAGUGCAGAGAACAAUGUUGGAACUGAUCAAUCAGCUUGAUGGUUUUGAUCCUCGAGGCAAUAUUAAAGUGCUGAUGGCCACUAACAGACCUGAUACUUUGGAUCCAGCACUGAUGAGGCCAGGGAGAUUGGAUAGAAAAAUUGAAUUUAGCUUGCCCGAUCUAGAGGGUCGGACCCACAUAUUUAAGAUUCACGCUCGUUCAAUGAGUGUUGAAAGAGAUAUCAGAUUUGAAUUGUUAGCACGACUGUGUCCAAAUAGCACUGGUGCUGAGAUUAGAAGUGUCUGCACAGAGGCUGGUAUGUUUGCCAUCAGAGCACGGCGAAAAAUCGCUACCGAGAAGGAUUUCUUGGAAGCUGUAAAUAAGGUCAUUAAGUCUUAUGCCAAAUUCAGUGCUACUCCUCGUUACAUGACAUACAACUGAACCCUGAAGGCUUUCAAGUGAAAACUUCAAAUUGGAAUCCUAACCUUAUAUAGACUUGUUAAUAACCACUUCAUAAACAAAUAAAUGGCUUCAAAAUUGUA
Molecule: messenger RNA, 1957 nt
Organism: Pongo pygmaeus (Bornean orangutan)
Lineage: Eukaryota; Metazoa; Chordata; Mammalia; Primates; Hominidae
Gene: PSMC2
Product: proteasome 26S subunit, ATPase 2
Exons: 13
Coding region: 555-1856 (433 amino acids)
Molecular function (GO): ATP hydrolysis activity; ATP binding
Source: RefSeq, a predicted model, not a curated record